GCCACAGCAUGUUCCACUCCAAGCUGCUCCAUCGGCUCCAUCUGCUCCUCAGCGUGGCCAGUGUCCUGGCUCAGUAUGAUCUCUAUGGAGACUUGUCGUACGGCGGCUCGGCGGAGUCGCAGCUGGAUUACUUGUUCACGGACAGCGACUACGACGUCAUUUGUCCGCCCGGCGGCAGCCCGGUGUGCGCCACGGACGGCAGCCAGUACCAGCGGUUCGGCAGCAAGUGCCGCCUGGACUCGCACAACCUCAAGCUGCUGUUCGCCGGCAGUCCGGAACUGACGCAAACGGAUCUCAUCUACUGCUCCUCGUACUCGGCUCUGGCCCCGUCCCCCUAUUAUCUGCGCGCCCCAGCGCAGCCUUCGGGCUACCCUGCGGUCUCGGGCUCCAGCUCGUUCGCUUAUGCCACGGCCCAUGGGCCCUAUGGCGCCAAGGCAUCCGCUGAGGCUCCAGGUCCCUAUGCCGUGGGAUCCGCCUCCUAUCCCUCGUAUCCGAAAAGCGCUCCGGCGUACAGGCCUUACGGCGGAGCGUAUCCCACAGUUACUGCGGCUCCGGCUAGUGUUUCCACAACGACCAAGGCAGCUCCUAGGUACCCUCCUAGGUAUCCCCCCAGGUAUCCGCCCAGGUAUCCCACUGUUGCCACAACUUCAACGUCUGCCCCCACAUCCACAUCUGCACCCACGGCGGCACCUACUGCUACAACCACUGAGGCAUCCACCGCUGCUCCAACAACAGCUGCACCCACUGAGGUAACAACAACCGCCGCUUCAACCUCUGCCUCCACGGAUGCUUCUACGGCUGCAUCCACUGAGGUAACAAGCACCGCAGCUUCAACCUCUGCCUCCACGGCUGCUUCUACGGCUGCUUCAACCUCUACCUCCACGGAUGCCUCAACGGAUGCUUCUACGGAUGCUUCUACGGCUGCUUCCACAACCGCUGCUCCCUCCGGCGAUCUGGUGAUCACGGAGACAAGCGGCACGGUUACCACCACCACCACCGUGACGCCGGGCACGAUCGAAACCUGUCCCGACACCUUUACCAGCUUCACCGUCCUCUUGAAUGGAGUGACGAGCACCGUCAGUGGCUGCAAGACUGUCACAACAACCUGAGGAGUGGCGAAUCCAGCGGGAAGUUGAGAAACCAGCAGCACCGUUGAGCGGUCAUAGAUUCAAUAUAAUUCAAAAUAGUUCAAAUCGAUCCGAUCCGAUCCACUGCAAUGUGCAGAGUGUUCCAUUUAAUGUAAUAAAACUGUCAGUAC
Messenger RNA from Drosophila obscura, 1258 nucleotides. Its product is annotated as spore coat protein SP96. NCBI's taxonomy places the organism in Eukaryota, Metazoa, Arthropoda, Insecta, Diptera, Drosophilidae. Bases 9 to 1109 code for a protein of 366 amino acids. The transcript has 3 exons. The record is from RefSeq and is a predicted model, not a curated record.